Messenger RNA from Sitodiplosis mosellana (orange wheat blossom midge), 1059 nucleotides. Its product is annotated as homeobox protein OTX2-like. The record is from RefSeq and is a predicted model, not a curated record. The transcript is spliced from 8 exons. Lineage: Eukaryota; Metazoa; Arthropoda; Insecta; Diptera; Cecidomyiidae. Gene Ontology annotation, biological process: regulation of transcription by RNA polymerase II. The coding region runs from base 50 to 958 and encodes 302 amino acids. Gene Ontology annotation, cellular component: nucleus. Gene Ontology annotation, molecular function: DNA-binding transcription factor activity, RNA polymerase II-specific; RNA polymerase II cis-regulatory region sequence-specific DNA binding.
CAGUUAAAAAUUUAGUCAUUCGCUGUCGAGAUAAAACCCUGCCUUUGCAAUGUGGGGCAAUACGUUGGGCUCUGGCUGUCCACCGGAUGACUUGGGAUUUCCAUCAUUCGCAGCAGCAGCAGCCGCCUCAGCAAAUACACCAGCGCCAUUUUCAAGUAUGCCUUACCUCACAACAUCGCCAUAUCUAAUGGUUGAUCCCCUGCACUCGAUGGGAUAUUCAGCCGCAACAAAUCAAAGAAAACAACGACGAGAACGAACCACAUUCACUCGUGCCCAACUCGACAUAUUGGAGUCACUGUUCAGUAAAACACGUUAUCCGGAUAUUUUUAUUCGCGAGGAAGCUGCACUAAAAAUCAAUUUGCCCGAGUCUAGGGUUCAAGUUUGGUUUAAGAAUCGUCGAGCGAAAUGCCGCCAAUUGCAGAAACAAAAUCAACAACAACAAACUAGCUCUUCGUCGGUGACUCAAUCGACCACAUCAUCAUCGGGAGUUGGCAAAAUUAGAACGGUUCCAAUGACAAAAAUGAAAGCAAAAACAACGACCAGCACCUUGAAUUGCAGCACAAAUAGUCUUACUAAUUCACAAUCGACACCAACUCAAUCGAUUCUGCACGAUUCUCCCAACAACUUCAGAAUGCCACAAAACAUUUUCUCGUCAUCAACGCACACGAAUUUCCCGACCCUCUCCUCAAAUAACAGUGGAAACUCAAUUUGGUCUCCUACAAUGCUGGAGAAUUCCACAUCUUCAGGCUGUUUAGAUAGUCGAUCGUGGAAUCAAAGUGCAAACGUACCGUCCACUUCAAACACGUAUCAAAACUUUUCCGGUUUCUAUCCGAAUAUUGAUUACCUUGGCUCAAAUAUACAACAACAAUUGCACGAGAAUGCACUGGAAAAUCCCUGGAUGAAGCGUGAGGAGAAUUGGUUUUACAACACACCGAACUGGGACACACAGAAAAAAUAAUAAUUCCAAUAAUUACUAGCUGUGACAACAAUCACUAAAUCCGGUACACAUAUCGAACACAAAAUAAUUGUCUUUACAUUCAAUCGUUUCACUUUAUUACC